UGUGCAGCAGUAAACGUAAUCCGUCCUGUCAGCGGAUGGAUGUUACACCCGGUAACACCGCCUGUGGUCCAUCGGAAAAUGAAGCGCUGGGCGGCUGGAUGAACAUCUACAAUAUAAAAUAAAAAAUCCUGGUGAUCAUGAGUGGGACCGUGAAAGGUAUUUCAGAGGACAUGGACCGACAAAUUGUACAGGCUGUAUUCGACGAGGACACGAUAUCCUCUACCUCGGUGGGAAUGUCCGAUUUGUCCGAUGAGAUCCUGCUGUGCAUCCUCCGCCAUGUUCCCGUGUGUGACCUGGUGCGGAACGUGGCAAACGUCUGCCACAAGUUACACACACUGUGCCACGACAAGACCCUGCUCACCAGCGUCAGCCUGUCGGAGGAGUAUCUGGCUGACGAUCUAUUGGUUCGGCACAUAUUAAAGCGGUUGGCCAAUCAUGUGCAGUCUCUCAGCCUGAAUGGUUGCUACUGGCUGGCCGGCUCUACAAUGGAGCUUCUUGCUCGCUGCAGAGGAGUGACGCACCUCGAUGUCACCGGCUGUCGCCUCACUUCCCUGCGUCUCUCCCGUCUCCUCUCCUCCCUCUCUCUGCUCAGAUCACUCGCUUUUGAUGUGACGCCGGGCUUCAACUCUGCUCAGCUCAGUUCAGAGGCGGUGGAUUCACUGAGCCGCCUGUCGGAGCUCAGGCAGACACUGUUGACGCCGAGUUAUGGUGUGGUGCCAUGUUGCGCCCAACUCCGCAAGCUGAUGCUGCAGUUUGACAUCUCAGAUGUGACCAGAGAGGGUAUCGGUGUUUGCUGUCAGUUAAUGAUGGGUCAGAGCAGUGUGCCGCAUUACCAACAGCUGGAGGAGUUCACUGCCAGGCUGGCUCCGGGAGAGGUAAACCAGACCUUGCUCCUCCUCUACCUGGCAGUGUUCAGCGUUCAUGUGCCAAAGCGUCUCAGAGUUUUCCUGGUAUCGAUUCCUGGCCCAAACCCCGCUCACUGGCCCGCUGCUCCCUCACUGGCCCAGAGCCUGGGUCAACGUGGGGACCUGGAGGCCCUGCAGCUGCCUCGGUCCUGGCUCGAUUCCUUGUCCCUAAAGCGAGCCCUGGAGGGAAACAGUCCGAAGCACCUGAGCUUCAGCCGCUGCCCAGCGCUGUGGCCGCAGGUGUUCCAGUCGUUGCUGGAGGGAGGAGUCAGAGACACCACACAGCUGACUAGCCUGAACCUCAGCGGGAUCAACAAGGUCCUGUACUCAGAGUGCAGGAGUGUGGAGGAUCAGCUGAUUCCUGCGACAAUGAGCCGGUUGGCAGUUGGCUGUUCCAACAUUAAACAACUGAACCUCAUGCACACGCACUAUCAUCAUGAAAGCUCACCUGGGCUAGGUGGAGAAACACACCUGUGUGCCAGCUUGGCCAAACUCGCACACUUGCGCUCCCUCACUCUGCCUGCCUGCGCUCUGUCAGACGGCUUAAACACACAUCAAAUCACCACAGACAACACGUCUCCCUCUCCGUUGUUCCUGGGGCUAAAGAAGACUCCACGUCUGGGGAUCCAGAAUUACAAGCCCGAUUCAGAGUCUUCUCUGUCGGGGGACAGCACUUCAGGGCUCGCUCUGCUCUUAGCUGGCUGCCCUUUUUUAGAGACCUUAGAGCUCAUUGGUCCAGGUUUUGUCUCCGCACUGCCUCGGCUUGAGCCUUGCACUCGCGCCAGUGUGGAGCCCCGCGGUAUGUGUGCGUGGGCACGAGGAGUUGGCGACGCACACUUGGCGGCACUUGAGGCUUUGCCUCGAUUACAUCUUCUGACUCUGGCUGGGCUCCCUGGGGUCCUCAGGGGGACAGGGCUGGUACAGCUGACCAGGCAGUGCAGAGACCUACAGGUAUUGUCCCUUGCCAACAUGGGAUCACUAAAAACCAUGAACUACACCCCUGCCUUGCUGGACACACUUAAACAGUGCACGCAGCUACGGGAACUCAGGUUAGAGCAGCCCUACCUGAAUGCCAGCGCGUCAUUCUUUGAGGCUCUGUCCUGCUGCUCCCGUCUGCAGCGUCUCUGCCUUAUCUCACGCAGCGGUACCUUUGACCCGUCGGCCGCAGAAACCUUCAUGGAGCGAUGCUGCCACGUCAUCAUGUGCCACAUGUUCAUGGGUGGCACCUUAGUGGCUUGUCGCACACUGCAGAAAGUUCUGCUGGACAGAUUUUCAAUCGAUCGCUCGGCUCUGAGCGUGGUCAUCUAUCCACUACACCAUGAAGACCUGCCCUCAGUCAUCAGAGACAUCCCACUAACACUGCUGGACAGGAUUACUUUGUUCCAGAGCCACGUGGCCCAACCACCACAUCUAUCGCCAUUGUGACGUCACCAGAAAGCUUCAGUGUGAUUGGUGCUCAACAGCUGCUCAACAGCUGCUCAGACCGAUUUUGUUCUGCAGGAAAUAAAAUUCACUUAUUGAAAGACUGAUUGUCCUCUGCACAGUGAUUUCACCAACAACGGUUUCAGGCUGCUCUACAACCAUCAUCAUCAUCAUCAUCAUCAUCAAUGAUUGUUUUCAUUUACAUGACAAAGUAAUGAUGGUCUUCAAAUGGUAAUCUGUUGGUAGGGAGUUUAUUGUUUCAGGACUUUUCACAUUUGUUGCCGUUGGGGGGCCUCAAGUUAGGCCUCUGUCAUAAAUAAUGUCCAUUACUACACCGGUCUGUUACUUUGAAAAUAAGUGCCAAAAAUAUAAAUGAAGGGAUGUAUUUGUUCAGAUCAUUUGUACAGAAGAUCUGAAUCAAAUGAUGUUGUAAUAAACUCCAUUGAAAUAAUUCGUAAGUGUUGUCCGUGUACCAUUUGCCUGUUUAUGUAAUUCUUUUUAAUUAUCACAACAUAUCUGCUGUUGUUGGUGGUGUUACCCAAAGCUACAUUGGCACUGACAUUGGAGCCCUGCUGCUAGCAUAGCACUGGAAAUGUAAAAUGAAAGUCAUUCUUUAAACAUGCAUUAUUAUUGUGAUUUGUUUAAAUCAACCCAGCAUUAACACAGUCACCAGUGGACCC
Messenger RNA from Anarrhichthys ocellatus (wolf-eel), 3007 nucleotides. RefSeq names its product F-box and leucine-rich repeat protein 18 (gene fbxl18). The transcript has 7 exons. The record is from RefSeq and is a predicted model, not a curated record. NCBI's taxonomy places the organism in Eukaryota, Metazoa, Chordata, Actinopteri, Perciformes, Anarhichadidae. Gene Ontology annotation, cellular component: SCF ubiquitin ligase complex. Gene Ontology annotation, molecular function: protein binding. The coding region runs from base 138 to 2330 and encodes 730 amino acids. Gene Ontology annotation, biological process: SCF-dependent proteasomal ubiquitin-dependent protein catabolic process.